AUGGCCCGCCGCGAAGCUCCGACCGAGAUCCCGCUGCGCUACAACACACUGCGCCAUGCGACUUCACACCGCGAGCGGCUCAACCAACGCUUUGCCUCGGGCUCGUAUUCUACCUUGAACGCGGCCAUGGCGUCGCCUUCUGGUUCUUCGUCGUCGGCUUCCUCGACACCCGCAUCCUCCCCGCCACUCGCUGCCGCCACGCCUGCCACCCGCUCGAUCGAGUCGCAGUGCUAUAUCCAGAGCGGCAUGGCCGACGGCACCCCCGCCGAGAACACCAUCUGCAUUUCCUGCGCCCGCAGUCUGCACGACGUCGACGUCAGCACCUGCCGUCUGGCACAGAACAGCGAGACGCCCUGUGUGAUUUGCGCGUGGAAGCGCGGCGACGCUGCGGCCUUCACCAAGCCGUUCUUGCGUUUCAUCACCGAGAACCCGACCGUCUUCCACGCCGUGGGCUACUUUGAAAAGCAGCUGGCCGACGCUGGCUUCGUCAAACUGUCCGCGCGCGACGACUGGUCCGGCACGAUCCAGCCCGGCGGUAAAUACUAUGUGACGCGCAACGGCAGCGCGCUGAUUGCCUUUACCGUCGGCGGCACCUAUGUGCCUGGCAACGGCGUGGCCAUUGUGGCGGGCCACAUUGACGCGCUGACGGCGCGGCUCAAGCCGGUGAGCAGCAAGCCGACCAAGGUCGGGUACCAGCAGCUGGGCGUGGCGCCGUAUGCGGGCGCGCUCAACGCGACGUGGUGGGACCGCGACCUGGCCAUUGGCGGCCGCGUGGUGGUGCGCGACCCGUCCACGUCCAAGGUCAGCACGCGGCUGGUCAAGCUGGGGUGGCCGAUUGCCAAGAUUGCGACGCUGGCGCCGCAUUUCGGCGUGUCCAUGACGGGCAGCGGCAACAAGGAGACGCAGAUGGUGCCGAUUAUCGGGCUGGAAGACACUGAUGGCGCUGGCGGUGCUGGCGAGGCGAUUGCGGGGGCCAACGCCUUCCUGGCGCAGCAGCCACCCAAGCUGGUCAAGCUGAUUGCGGCCGAGCUGGGCAUUGACGACUACAGCCUGAUCCUGAACUGGGAGCUGGAGCUGUACGACCAUCAGCCGGCGACGGUGCUGGGCGUGGACCGCGACCUGAUCUCGGCGGGCCGCAUCGACGACAAGAUCUGCUCGUGGGCGGCGCUGGUGGCGCUGCUGCGCGCCCAGGACAACGACGACGCGGGCGUGAUCCGCCUGGCCGCCCUCUUUGACGACGAGGAGAUUGGCAGCCUGCUGCGCCAGGGCGCCUGGGGCAACUUCUUGCCGGUUACAAUUGAGCGGGCCGUCGAGUCGCUGGCCACGAACAAGAACGCCGGCAGUGGUGCGGGCGCUGGUGCGGCGGCACUGGGCCCCGGCCUCGUCGCGCGCACCUACGCCGCCUCCUUCAUCGUGUCCGCCGACGUCACCCACGCUGUCCACCCCAACUUUGUCAGCAACUACCUCGACGACCACCAGCCGCAGCUCAACGUCGGCAUCACCGUCGCCUACGACUCCAACGGCCACAUGACCACCGACAGCGUCUCCACGGCCAUCCUCACCCGCGUCGCCGAGCUCAGCGGCAACACGCUCCAGCGCUUCAUGAUCCGCAACGACUCCCGCAGCGGCGGCACCAUUGGCCCCGAGCUGAGCAGCAUGAUCGGCGUGCGCAGCAUCGACGCCGGCAUCCCGCAGCUCAGCAUGCACAGCAUCCGCGCGACAACGGGCGCGCUGGACCCGGGCCUGGGCGUGAAGCUGUUUCAGAGCUUCUUUGAGCUCUACGAGAAGGUGGACGCCGAGUGGCAGGAGUAG
Molecule: messenger RNA, 1812 nt
Organism: Sporothrix brasiliensis 5110
Lineage: Eukaryota; Fungi; Ascomycota; Sordariomycetes; Ophiostomatales; Ophiostomataceae
Product: aminopeptidase I
Exons: 1
Coding region: 1-1812 (603 amino acids)
Biological process (GO): proteolysis
Cellular component (GO): fungal-type vacuole
Molecular function (GO): metalloaminopeptidase activity; zinc ion binding
Source: RefSeq, a predicted model, not a curated record